CACAGCCAAUGGCUCCGGGGCGGGGGCGUAGCCCUGACUCCGACAGCUUUCACGACCCGGCCCCGGGGUUAUGGCCGGGAGUGGGCGGCUGGCGCUGGGGAAGCUGCCGGUACCCGGCUGGGUUCGGGGAUCGAGCCCGGCCGUACUGAGCCGCCUUCGGGACGAGGCCGUGGUGCGUCCGGGUUUCCUAAGCGCGGCCGAGGAGGAGACGCUGAGCUGUGAGCUGGAGCCCGAGCUGCGCCGCCGCCGCUACGAAUACGACCACUGGGACGCGGCCAUCCACGGUUUCCGAGAGACAGAAAAGUCACGCUGGUCCGAGGCAAGCCGGGCCAUCCUGCAGCGCGUGCAAGCAGCCGCCUUUAGCCCUGGCCAGACCCUGCUGUCCCCAGUGCAUGUGCUGGACCUGGAACCUCGGGGCUACAUCAAGCCGCACGUGGACAGCAUCAAGUUCUGUGGAGCCACCAUCGCUGGUCUGUCCCUACUAUCUCCCAGCGUCAUGCGGCUGGUGCACACCCAGGAGCCAGGGGAGUGGCUGGAACUCUUGCUGGAGCCAGGCUCCCUCUACAUCCUUAGGGGCUCAGCCCGUUAUGACUUCUCCCAUGAGAUUCUUCGGGAUGAAGAGUCCUUUUUUGGGGCGCGUCGGGUUCCCCGGGGCCGACGCAUCUCUGUGAUCUGCCGCUCCCUCCCUGAAGGGAUGGGACUAGGGGAUUCGGGGCAGCCGCCCCCAGCCUGCUGAACCCCCGGCUCUUUCCCCAACUUCUCAGAGACACCAUGUCGGUGAAUAAACUUGGAGUGUGGACAGAC
This is a messenger RNA of Enhydra lutris kenyoni (northern sea otter), 804 nucleotides long. RefSeq names its product alkB homolog 7 (gene ALKBH7). The record is from RefSeq and is a predicted model, not a curated record. NCBI's taxonomy places the organism in Eukaryota, Metazoa, Chordata, Mammalia, Carnivora, Mustelidae. The transcript is spliced from 4 exons. Gene Ontology annotation, cellular component: mitochondrial matrix. Gene Ontology annotation, biological process: DNA damage response; fatty acid metabolic process. The coding region runs from base 71 to 736 and encodes 221 amino acids.